Styela clava is the source of this 2144-nucleotide messenger RNA. RefSeq names its product cytohesin-1-like. The record is from RefSeq and is a predicted model, not a curated record. Gene Ontology annotation, biological process: regulation of ARF protein signal transduction. NCBI's taxonomy places the organism in Eukaryota, Metazoa, Chordata, Ascidiacea, Stolidobranchia, Styelidae. Gene Ontology annotation, molecular function: guanyl-nucleotide exchange factor activity.
CAAAUACAGAGUUCAGCAGUUCUGCAGUUCAGUUGGACCAUAUUUACGGUUUGACUGUCUGGUUAUUGUAGUUAUUCUAGUUCUACUCCUCCGUUAAGAGAGAGGGAUUUAUUAUUUUGUCAACCAAAAUAAAAUAGCAGUCAUCGUAAUAAUACAGGCCGUACGUACAGUUUAAAUAUUUCGAACUUUUGGACCGUACUGCCGUACCGGUACCGGUAACUUUUCAAAAUAUGAAGAUGACGGCAGAAUCAGCCUUGCUUGACCUUCCAAUCCAAGAUCAAGAAAUUUUGAAGGCUAUAUGGAGGAAAAAGGGAAUACUGCUGGAGGAGAUAGAGAAAUUAAAACGGGAACUGAAAGAUGUUAAUAAAGAAAUUGAACAGGUAGAAGAUUCUGAAGAGAGCAAAUCAAAUUCCAGAGCAAAGCAGUUGGCCAUAGGAAAAAAACGUUUCAACAGCGAUCCUAAAAAGGGUAUGGAGUAUCUAAUAGAUAACGAUAUAGUCACACAUGAUGAAAAGAGCAUUGCGGAAUUUUUAUAUAAGGGAGAAGGUUUAAACAAAACCGCAAUUGGUGAUUAUCUCGGAGAAAAGGAUGAAUUUCACCUCAAAGUUUUGAAUGAAUUUGUUAAUCUACACAAGUUUUCAGGUCUUGGAUUAGACAAAGCUCUCAGGGAUUUUCUAUGGAAUUUUCGAUUACCUGGUGAAGCACAAAAAAUUGAUAGAAUGAUGGAAGCCUUUGCCAGUCGAUAUUGUUCUUGUAAUCCCGGUGUUUUUCUCAACACAGAUACUUGUUAUGUUUUAUCAUUUGCAAUCAUCAUGCUCAAUACAUCACUACACAAUCCGAGCGUAAAGGAAAAACCAACAGUGGACAGAUUUAUAUCCAUGAAUAGAGGAAUAAAUGAUGGGAAAGAUCUUCCAGAUGAAUUACUAAUAAAUUUGUUUGACAGCAUCAAAAAAGAACCUUUUAAAAUACCAGAGGAUGAUGAUGAUGACCUCACAGCUACCUUUUUCAAUCCAGAUAAAGAAGGAUGGCUUCUAAAACAAGGUGGACGAUACAAAACAUGGAAAAAAAGGUGGUUUCUUUUGACAGAUAAUUGUUUCUAUUAUUUUGAAUUACCUCAGGAUCGUGAACCAAAAGGAAUAAUUCCACUAGAAAAUUUACAAAUUAGAGAAGUUGGUGAUCAGAAAAAACCUCAUUGCUUUGAACUUUAUCUACCAGAACAAGGACCAACACAAAUGAUCAAAGCCGCUAAAACUGAUUCUGAAGGAAGACUUAUACAAGGCAAACACACAACUUACAGAAUGUCAGCUUCAUCAGCGGAAACAAAGGAGGCAUGGAUAGCUUGUAUAAGGAAAAGUGUGAGCAAAGAUCCUUAUUAUGACAUGAUUGCUGCACGGAAGAAAAAAGCAGGAUUGUCAAAAUCAAAUUGAUUUAUUUAUUCACUAUGUUUAUCUAAACAUUUAUAUCAAUCAAUUAUGGAAUUAUGGUCAGUGGAAAAAAAAACUUGAUCAUGUGUUGGAUAAAAUAAGUCCUUUUCUGAUUUUUCAAUUCUAUCUGCUACUGAUCAAUUCAAAUGAUGAAGUUAGUGUUAGCUUUAAGUUGAGGAGACGUUAUUGAAAUUUUUAAGCUCGGCCAUGAUAUGAAGUAGUUGAUCCACUGAUUCGUCUUUAUAUUUACAGAGGGUUUCAGAAUAAAAGACGUUUUCUGAUGAAGCGUUUUUGCCUGAUGUGUUUUAGUAAACCAAUCAUUUUAACCUUAAACUCAAAAAUUUAGUUUGCAAUGGUCCAAAUGAUCUGUAUAUUUAGAGUCUUGUUCAAAAAGUUGAUCUAUAAAUUUUAUUGAGAUAUUAUAAAUGGAAUUUAUUAUUGAAACUGAUAUUCCCUAUUGGAUGUACUCGAUUGUGAACAAUUUUUGUUUUAAUGCAUCUAUAUUUUGUUUAUCUUACUAUUAUGACUUCUGUAUUUGACUUUAUCAGGUACUAUAUCAGACAAUAUCAAUUUCUAGUUCGUUUUAGAAUAUUUUUUCAUAUUUCCAAACAUACUAGCAUAAUAAUUCUUUAAAUCUGUAUAUUGUGUAAUCACAUGCCCACAUGUAAUAUUGACAGGUAAACUUUUCCCUAAGUAUAUCUAUGUAGUACUGCAGUUUCU